AUGAGUAGAUAUUCCUCGGCAACGGUGACCGGCAGCUCAAACAAGGUCUUGUAUGAUUGCGCAAUUGGUGGUUCUGGAGAUACUGCCCUUGGCAUGGGGGCAAAGAACCUGAUCUUUCGGUUUACUCUAUGGAUGGAUAAGAGGGUAACGGUGGGCAACAUGACUGGUGCCGUGUGCUCAAGACGGAAUAUCUCAGUCAUCGAGAGCCUGUCGGUUGGGAGAAAAGAGAAAGAUGCCAUCGUGUUUUGCCUUGGUGGAUACUGCCAUCUAGAGGCCCAGGCGGUUGUGCUCGCAGCAAUAGAAUUGCCCGACUCUGCACUCUCUGGCUUAUCAGUUGAGACCACAAUAGCGGCAAUGUUGGAUAUAAUUGUGUGGUUUCUUCUAUUUCUUGACGUACGUGACCUCGGUGGCCGAUACUUAUCGAUGAGACAAGUGAAAAGGUCCCUUUCCUUGAGACUGUAUGAGAUGAUCCAUUUCUACCCGGUUACUAAGGUAAGCAUCAAGGCCCGGUCAUGGCCACAUGACUGGCGAGCUGUGACUUCUGGUGCGUGA
This is a messenger RNA of Aspergillus niger, 552 nucleotides long. RefSeq lists its product as hypothetical. Lineage: Eukaryota; Fungi; Ascomycota; Eurotiomycetes; Eurotiales; Aspergillaceae. The transcript is spliced from 4 exons. Bases 1 to 552 code for a protein of 183 amino acids. The record is from RefSeq and is a predicted model, not a curated record.